This is a messenger RNA of Cyprinus carpio (common carp), 1419 nucleotides long. RefSeq lists its product as uncharacterized. NCBI's taxonomy places the organism in Eukaryota, Metazoa, Chordata, Actinopteri, Cypriniformes, Cyprinidae. Gene Ontology annotation, molecular function: G protein-coupled receptor activity. The transcript has a single exon. The coding region runs from base 210 to 1190 and encodes 326 amino acids. The record is from RefSeq and is a predicted model, not a curated record. Gene Ontology annotation, biological process: G protein-coupled receptor signaling pathway. Gene Ontology annotation, cellular component: membrane.
UAAUAUCUUUAUACACCCAUGGAGUAUUGUUUUGUUGCAUGACUAUGUUAAUUACACAUGUACUGCAAUUAGGCAACCAGGACAACACUGAUAAUAUGUUCUUGAUGACGUCGUCAAGUUCUGGAUGAUGUCAGCCAAUCACAGCUUAUAAAUUUAGCCGCGAACCAACUAAAAGUAUUACUGACGAUACAAGAAGAUCCAUCUCUGAGAUGGAGGCUCCAGACUGGGUUGAAUUAUUAAUGCGAGCUUUCUUCUGCUGCACGGGUAUCAUAGGGAACAGUUGGCUGGGUUUGCGCUCUCUGCCCAAAUCUGGAUCUCAGCUUCGGACCGGCGAUGUCCUCCUCGUUAACCUGGCCGUGUCCAAUCUGAUCACGAACUGUCUGGUGGACCUGCCGGAAACCGUGGCGCACUUCGCCAAAUCCUGGCUCACGAGUAAAGAGUACUGCAGCAUGACUCAGUUUUCCCACGAACUCUCGGAGACCAGCAGCAUCUUCUCCACUAUGUUCAUCAGCGUGUAUUGGCACCAGAAGCUGGUGGGCUCCAUCAGACGCGGAGGAGCUCCGGUGCAGAUGGAUAAUUUGAGGUUAGUCGGCGUAUUGCUCACUGGGAGCUGGAUCGUGUCGACUGCGUUCAGUCUCCCGCACGUCUUCAUCGCAGAGCACAAUGCGAACGAGAGUUCGGAGGUUUGCGAAGAACGUUUCGCAUCACCUGCAGCCAAGCAGACGUUUGAUGGUGUGUAUCUCACGCUGGCUAACGUCGUUCCAAUGAUCGGGAUAACUUACGCCACCGUUCAGAUCGUCUUAACGCUGCUUCGGAGUCAAAAACGAAUCAAGGAUCUCUCCAGGAAUGGAGCAAACCCUCAACCUUCAUCUGUAGACCAAAAACUGGAAGCAGAACACGGCAUUGAAGAAAGCUCUCCGAUCUCCGCAGAUGCUUCUAGAGCAGCUGCUCAACAGAAGACGCAGGUCAGAUCCAAUACGAGUAAUCAGGUUCGAGCAGCCAAAAGUGUUGCAGUCGCCACCAUCUUCAUCUUCUGCUGGUUCACUCACCUUGUGCUCCGCAUCUACAGCAGCUUCAGAAACUCCAUCCUCGCUGUCAAACUCACCAAUUUUAUAGGAGCAUCUUACGUGUGUUUCGUCCCGUAUGUCUAUUUGCACGGCGUGAAGAAACUCAACUGCUCUUGGCGGUAAGAACUGGUGAGUUUAGCAAGCGUGGUGCAUCCUGGGAAACCAUUGGUGCACACAGCUGACCGCACCAACAUAGCUUUAAAAGCUAAAAGAUUUGAGUGAUCGGCGUCUGUAUAAAGGCUUUAAACAUGUAGAUGUGGAAUAUAUAAGAGUGUAGAAUAUCUUGGGUGUAGCUAAGGGAAGAAAAUGAAAAUGAUUGUUCUCUUGUGCUUUGAUAAUUAUGACCAGACGU